Messenger RNA from Rhizoctonia solani, 2754 nucleotides. RefSeq names its product Retrotransposable element Tf2 protein. The record is from RefSeq and is a predicted model, not a curated record. Bases 1 to 2754 code for a protein of 917 amino acids. Lineage: Eukaryota; Fungi; Basidiomycota; Agaricomycetes; Cantharellales; Ceratobasidiaceae. Gene Ontology annotation, molecular function: nucleic acid binding; zinc ion binding. The transcript has 2 exons.
AUGGCUACCUGCUCCCGGCCAACCUCUCGAACCCGCUCCCCAAUCAAUCAGGGAGAGCUGGAACCCCAACUUCCGCCAGCCACCUAUGUUGAACUUGGGGAAGUAUCCCUCGAGCGGAUCACAAGCCUCCUCCUUGGCCUCCUUGGCCAAGUUGAGCACCUCAAACAGAAGGUUGAAGAAGUCCAAGAAGCAGGGGUUGAGGCCCGUACCAACCUUGAGAACAUCUCUCAAGCCGUCAAUACUGUCAAGGAUGGGCUUAGAAGCCUCCAACUCCACGGGCCAAGGACCCCAGAGGAUACCAAGCCUCCGGUCGUGGAAGCAACGCCACGCCCCCUAUCAAAAGUCAACCCUAUUGGAUCAACUAGUUGGGUCUCAUUCUGGCCCGAACCAUCCAAAGGGCUCCCCGUCUUUGCCCAACCCACUCCCGUACAAGCAGUGCCCCCGCAAGUCCCAUCUCCCCCUCCAUCUCCCCCUCCAUCUCCGCUUCUCCAAUCCCCGAUUGGAACAGCUGCCCCUCCUCCUCCGGCUCCAGUCGCCACCUACCCCGCUCCGGUCAAGGUUGACCACCCCGACGCCUACACAGGCAAAAUAGGGAGCAAGGCCAAACAAUGGCUGACUAGGAUGUUGGCCUGGACCCGUCUCAAUGCACGGAUGUUCCCUACCAACCAGGAGGUAUUAUCCUUCCUCCUGAUGAAUAUGAAGGACUCCGCCAGGGCCUGGGCCCAUCCGCACCUUGACCAGCUCGGAUCACACCGGGCCAUCAUUCAAACGGUUGAAGGUUUCAAGUUGGAAUUCUUGGCAGCGUUUGGCGACCCUGAUGCCACAAGGGCCGCAGAGCGGAAAAUCACCACUCUUACCCAGUCCGGCACAUGCGCAGACUACAUCACAAAGUUCAGGACCUUGGCCAUGGAACUGGACUGGAAUGACGCGGCCCUUCAAGGCCAGUUUGCCCGUGGCCUCCAUUGGGAGGUCAGCCGCCAAAUUGCCACCCGUGAACACCGCCCCCGUACCCUCCUUGAGCUGCAAAACGCAGCACUUGUCAUCAACAACGCUCUCCGUGAAGAGCGUGCUAGCCAUCCGCCAAAGGAUAAUAAGUCUAGCAGACCAUCCAACCCUGCAAGGGGGACGAGUACCGGCCAGUCAACUACCGGUUCAAAGAAACUCUCCAACAACCCUAACUUCGUGUUGGAAGAGGAACAAAAUUGCCGCUGUGCCGCUGGCGCUUGCAUCAAGUGCGGUAAAAUGGGCCACAAGUUUGCGGAAUGCCACACGGGCUGGAAAGCCACCCCUAUUGAGGAAAAAGGGAAGGCUAAGGAAACCGCCAAAAUUGGCGAAGACUCUGAAUCCCAAUUGGGAAAAGAUCACAAUAGAAUCUCCCCCUUAUUUACAAUUUCCAUCAAACCAGAGAAAAAAGCGGAAUACUUAGAAGUCCUGAUUGACUCAGGCGCCACCUCUUCAUUCAUGCACCCCCGUACCGCGGAAUCACUCCGCCUCCCACUUAUAGACCUCCCUUCACCCCGCACUGUCACUAUGCUUGAUGGGUCAAGCCCCCAGGCUGGAAAGAUUUGGAAGAAGGCCCACCUAACCUUCCUAAUUGAUGGCAAACGCAUGACGGAAACCUUCCUGAUUUGCAAUACCGGAUCACACGCUGCCAUCUUAGGAAUCAAAUGGUUAGAGAACCAUAAUCCCAAAAUUGAUUGGAACUUGCGCACCCUCUCAUUCCCUCACACGCCCCCAGAACACAUAGCCAUUGCCAAAGAGGAGGAAGCUGACAAAAACCCCCUUGAAGGAGUACCCUCCAAGUACCAUCAAUAUGCAAAGGUAUUUGGGGAGGAAGAAUUCAAUAAGCUCCCCCCUCAUAGGCACUACAACAUUGGUAUUGAACUUACGGAAGAAGGCCCCUUGAACUCACCCCUUUAUAGCAUGACCAAUGCCAAAUCCGCUACACUCAAGGAUUGGCUCAGGGACGAGCUCAAAGCUGGAAAAAUCCGUCCCAGCAAGUCGUCAAUCAGCUCCCCGGUUAUGUUUGUACCAAAAAAGGAUGGUUCUUGCCGCCUGGUUGUGGAUUACCGCCACCUCAACAAUUGUACAAAGAAAAACGUUUACCCUCUACCCAGACCAGACGACCUUAUGGCCCAGCUCCGCGGUGCCAAGGUCUUUACUAAGUUGGAUCUACGCUGGGGGUAUAACAACAUACAAGUAAAGGAAGGUGACGAAUGGAAGACCGUGUUUUGCACCAAAUACGGUCUAUACGAGUCCCUAGUAAUGACUUUUGGGUUGACAAAUGCCCCUGCCGCCUUUCAACAUUUUAUGAACAAACUAUUCAAAGAUUUGCUGGAUGUAUGCGUCAUCAUCUACCUUGAUGACAUCCUAAUCUACUCUAAGGAUGACGCAUCUCACACGCAACACGUUCAUGAGGUCCUAAAGCGGCUAAUGGAAAAUCAAUUGUUCUGCAAGGCGUCCAAAUGCACGUUCCACGUCACCUCCGUAGAAUAUCUGGGAAUCAUUGUAUCAGAUAAGGGUUUUAGUCUGGACAAGCUCAAAAUCCAGGCUGUCCAAGAGUGGCCUACGCCCACCAAGGUUAAAGAAGUUCAGUCCUUCCUUGGAUUUGCAAACUUCCUACAACGCUUUGUCGCCAACUUCAGUCACAUGGCCAGGCCGUUACAUAACCUGGUCAAGAAAGUGUCGUGCACCACUGUAAGGUGGGCACACGCUAGUGGAGUCGGGCGCUUGAGGCCGUACUACUACAAGUAA